AUGCAGGAGCGAGCCCCGGGAAUCAGAGGGGAGCUGAAAGACCUAGGGUCAACUAACGACGGUCGACACGCGGUGAGGCCCUCAUCAGAUGUCGGUGCGGGUGGUCCUCGUCGGCUGGUGGCGGUGACACUGGUGCUGGUACUGGUGCUGAUAUUGUUGCUGGUACUGGUACACUGGUACUGGAAGUAUAGCUGCAUUGCAACCUUGGCCCACGUGGAACAGCACUCCGCCAUGAAAAAACUUACUGGGCACUACAAACCGAGCGACCAGAGCCAGUGCAUGGCGACCGGUCUGGCGGGGCUGUACGGCGGAUGA
Molecule: messenger RNA, 315 nt
Organism: Volvox carteri f. nagariensis
Lineage: Eukaryota; Viridiplantae; Chlorophyta; Chlorophyceae; Chlamydomonadales; Volvocaceae
Exons: 5
Coding region: 1-315 (104 amino acids)
Source: RefSeq, a predicted model, not a curated record